AUGAUGGACAAUGUCUCAGCUAUGACCGUCAUUACUCUGUCAGGGUUAAGUGGAUUAGAAAAGUACAGAAUCCCUCUGUUUAUUGCUACUUUUUUGUGUUACUGUUUGAUCUGGGUGGCAAAUGUGACCAUUAUAGUGACUAUUAUUAUGGAGAAGAACCUGCAUGAGCCUAUGUAUAUUUUUCUUUGUAAUCUUUGCAUCAAUGGACUGUUUGGCACUACAGGUUUUUUCCCAAAGUUCCUCAUUGAUCUUCUGUCCUCCACGCAUGUUAUUUCAUACGCUGGUUGUUUGUUGCAAGGAUAUGUGCUCCAUGUUUAUAUAGGUGCUGAUUUAUCUAUACUUUUACUUAUGGCUUUUGACCGAUAUGUGGCAAUUUGUCGACCUCUGGUGUACCACUCUGUAAUGACAAGACAGACCAUUUCAAUCCUCAUAUUUUUUGCUUGGUUUAUUCCACUACAGUUAAUUUCACUAGGUUCACUGACAGUAACUGGUGUAAAGAUUUGUAGCACACAUAUCAACAAGAUCUACUGCGUUCCUUAUUUAGUAAAUAGACUUGCUUGUACUCCAUUUCUAGCAGCAGUAGUAGUUCCAGCUUUUAAUUACACAUUUUACUUCUGCCAUUUUGGUGUUAUUUUUUGGUCCUAUAUUCACAUCAUAAACACAUGUAUAAAAUCCAAAGAGAACCAAGUAAAAUUUAUGAAGACAUGUUUACCACACAUUAUAUGCCUCCUAACCUUUGUUGUUUGCAUUCUGUUCGACUUGUUGUACAUUAGAUCUGGCUCAAAGUUAGUAUCAAAAAGUGUUGAGAAUUUUAUGGCUGUUGAAUACCUGGUUGUUCCACCAAUCUGUAAUCCUCUUGUAUAUGGCCUAAAUUUGACAAAAAUUAGGAACCAUUUAUUAAAAACUUUUAGGCUUAAACUGUAA
Molecule: messenger RNA, 924 nt
Organism: Periophthalmus magnuspinnatus
Lineage: Eukaryota; Metazoa; Chordata; Actinopteri; Gobiiformes; Gobiidae
Product: olfactory receptor 151-like
Exons: 1
Coding region: 1-924 (307 amino acids)
Biological process (GO): G protein-coupled receptor signaling pathway
Cellular component (GO): membrane
Molecular function (GO): G protein-coupled receptor activity; olfactory receptor activity
Source: RefSeq, a predicted model, not a curated record